Eremothecium gossypii ATCC 10895 is the source of this 1350-nucleotide messenger RNA. It is a transcript of the gene TUB2, whose product is annotated as beta-tubulin. The record is from RefSeq and is marked provisional. The transcript is spliced from 2 exons. Lineage: Eukaryota; Fungi; Ascomycota; Saccharomycetes; Saccharomycetales; Saccharomycetaceae. The coding region runs from base 1 to 1350 and encodes 449 amino acids. Gene Ontology annotation, molecular function: GTP binding; GTPase activity; structural constituent of cytoskeleton. Gene Ontology annotation, cellular component: cytoplasm; microtubule. Gene Ontology annotation, biological process: mitotic cell cycle; microtubule cytoskeleton organization.
AUGAGAGAAAUUAUUCACCUAUCGACGGGGCAAUGUGGUAACCAGAUUGGAGCGGCUUUCUGGGAGACGAUCUGCGGGGAGCACGGGUUGGACUUCAAUGGGACGUACUCGGGGACCGAUGAACUCCAGCGGGCGCGGCUAAAUGUGUACUUCAACGAGGCGUCGUCAGGCAAAUGGGUGCCGCGGUCGGUGAACGUGGACUUGGAGCCGGGCACGAUCGACACGGUGCGGAACUCAAACAUCGGGAACUUGUUCCGGCCGGACAACUACAUUUUCGGGCAGUCGUCUGCGGGCAACGUGUGGGCCAAGGGACAUUACACGGAGGGUGCGGAACUCGUCGACUCGGUAAUGGACGUGAUCAGACGCGAGGCGGAGGGUUGCGACUCGUUGCAGGGCUUCCAGAUCACGCACUCCUUGGGUGGGGGUACCGGCUCCGGCAUGGGCACCUUGUUGAUCUCCAAGAUCAGAGAGGAGUUCCCGGACCGGAUGAUGGCCACGUUCUCCGUUGUGCCUUCGCCAAAGACCUCGGAUACUGUUGUGGAGCCAUACAAUGCCACUUUGUCUGUGCACCAGUUGGUUGAGCACUCGGACGAGACCUUCUGUAUUGACAACGAGGCACUAUACGACAUCUGCCAACGGACCUUGAAGUUGCCACAACCUUCCUACUCUGACUUAAACAACUUAGUCUCCUCCGUGAUGUCGGGUGUCACCACCUCGCUACGUUACCCAGGUCAGUUGAACUCUGAUCUACGUAAGUUGGCCGUCAACUUGGUUCCAUUCCCACGUCUACAUUUCUUCAUGGUCGGCUAUGCACCAUUGACCUCCAUUGGUGCGCAGUCGUUCCGUGCGCUAACCGUCCCAGAGUUGACGCAGCAGAUGUUUGACGCCAGAAACAUGAUGGCCGCGUCCGACCCUAGAAACGGCAGGUACUUGACAGUCGCGGCCUUCUUCAGAGGUAAAGUAUCGGUGAAGGAAGUCGAAGAUGAGAUGCACAAGGUCCAAACGAGAAAUUCGUCCUACUUUGUUGAGUGGAUUCCAAACAACGUCCAGACGGCAGUAUGUUCUGUCCCACCACAGGGCUUGGACAUGUCCGCUACCUUCAUUGGUAACUCCACCUCCAUCCAGGAGUUGUUCAAGAGAGUCGGUGACCAGUUCGGUGCGAUGUUCAAGAGAAAGGCUUUCUUGCACUGGUACACUAGUGAGGGUAUGGAUGAGAUGGAGUUCUCGGAAGCUGAGUCCAACAUGAACGACCUCGUGAGCGAGUACCAGCAGUACCAAGAAGCUACUGUCGAGGAUGACGAAGAAUUGAAUUAUGGGGAUGAACAGCCAAUGGUCGAAAACUUCGAAUAG